UCAACGAGCUCGAGAGAAAAGCGGAGACGGGCAGACACCAUUUCUCUCUCAGCGUCUUUGGACUAUCUACACGAAGGCAAAGAGACGAGAUUCAAAAGUCUUUUUCGGAACAGGAAUAUAGUUAUCUACAUUAAUUCACCAAAUUAACCAUGGCCGACACAGCUGUUGACACGACCGCAUCUGCAGAGGUUACAGCCAAGGAGCUGAAAGAGAAGAAAGAAGUAGAAGUGGAGGAGGAGAAGACCGACAACGGGGACGCACCUGCCAAUGGCACAAAUGGCGCUGAACACAGUGACAAAGUGGAAGAACCUGUGGAGGAGAAACACGAGAAUGGAGAUGGGACUGCAGAGGAGGCGCCCCCUGCUGAGGAGACUGAUGCACAGCCCGUGAAGCGUGCAGCUGAAGAGGAGGAGGAGAAAGUGGAGACAAAAAAGCAGAAGACAGAGGAAAAUGGAGAGUCAAAAGAGGCAGAAGUGGAGGCUUAGGUCUCUGCCCUGCUACUCAUUUGCAGCACUGUCUUACCAGCCUGGUCAACAUUGUGUUGUAGAGCUUGUGCUUUCUCCUACCUUUAAGAAAUAUUUUUUUUUGUUUGCUCCCAUGUUAUCACAUUGCACUGGAGUCCUGAAAGAUAGUGGCCCUGCAUCCUUUUUUAUGAAAUGUUAUUUAUUGGUCUUUAAAAAUGAUCUUUUUGAUCUUUUUUUCUUUUUUUUUAACUUGUACAAAUAGGGCCACACUAUGAGAUCAGUUUUUCAUUUCUUGAGGUUUUAUAUCGGUAUGUUAGAAGCACAGUCUCUAUUAUGCCAGUGAUGACCAGAUAAUUCAUUCAUACAGGCAGCUGCUCACCCCCUCCAAGGCUCAUGUUGACCUCUCAGAUUCACUUAAAGGACCAAAGAUAAGUUUUAAGCAGGGGCUAAUGGACAGUUGUUUGCAUUAUUAGUUGAGGCAUAAUUUUUUGUGUUAAGCUGCUACUUAAUCCUUGGCUUGGCUGCCCUGUUAACAUAACAGAUGGUGCAAAUGAAUAAAGGGGCUCUGUCUUGCACCUUCAUGAUAAGAUUACUUGAUCUUGUUUUGUGGAAGCAGGAUUUUGCAAUGUUAAUUAACCCCUCUUAAAUCUUAAGGCUUUGGUCAUUUGUUCUGUAUGCAUUCCACGCAAGUUUGUACCAUUUAUACUUGUUUUUCUUACAUUUUCAAUGAGUUUUAUGUUAUGGCUGGGUAGCCCAGUUUUGUGUCCAAGACUGCCUUUUUCAGAACCAGAAUGACAUUCGGUUACUUCAGCCACUGCUUUGUAUAUUCUGAUUAACAAAUAAAUUGUCUUUUUACUUAA
Scatophagus argus is the source of this 1324-nucleotide messenger RNA. RefSeq names its product prothymosin alpha. The record is from RefSeq and is a predicted model, not a curated record. The transcript has 5 exons. Gene Ontology annotation, molecular function: histone binding. Gene Ontology annotation, biological process: negative regulation of apoptotic process; positive regulation of transcription by RNA polymerase II. Gene Ontology annotation, cellular component: nucleus. Lineage: Eukaryota; Metazoa; Chordata; Actinopteri; Scatophagidae. Bases 150 to 485 code for a protein of 111 amino acids.